AGCAGUUCGAAACCAUUAACAUGAUUGUAUUUUUACAUCGGCUAAAUUUAAGUUCAGUUUUCCGCGGAAAAUAAUGAGAAAACUUGUGAUGUUUUGUAUGUGUUCGCUAUUCGCAAUAAUUCAAACUACAGACGUACUAGAUACCAGCCACGUGUUGUUGGAAAGGCAGAAGAGAUUCCUUGUCUAUAGGCCGGGGGUGAAUUGGAUUCAGUUGGUUGUUGGUAUUGGCAUACCGGCGGAUGUUGAUGACCACAGUAUAACAUGGGGUGCUUCGAUGAAGGCGUUUUAUCUGUUGCCUGACAACAGCAGUUAUUAUGACAACCCCACAAUAGAUUACGCAAGGAGACGGAAAAGAGCAACAUCUAGGUGGGAUCUCUAUAAAUCAAUCAUCUAUUUUGUAGAAAGGUCUGGUCUCGGCGACGGCAAAGCCUGUCUACUACGAGCAAUUUGCGAACUUGCCGAAAUACCCCUCGAACAGACAAGUGGCUUAUUUGCUGAAAUACUUCAUGCAUUAUUGACGCCAUCUUCAACGCCGGAAGAAAUCCAAGAAUAUGGCGACUUGGAGUACCAUGCAGCGGAAAAACUUGGUAGAAGUACCGGAAAUUGUGACUCCCUAUAUUCCGAAUGUAGACACAGUUUAAUUUCGAAAUUUACAAAAUUAUUUUCUUAUAUCAAAUGAGUGUUAUACAAAAAUGUAAAAUAAGUAUCUACUUUUCCUUAUAACUUUCGAUAUU
Messenger RNA from Agrilus planipennis (emerald ash borer), 734 nucleotides. RefSeq lists its product as uncharacterized. NCBI's taxonomy places the organism in Eukaryota, Metazoa, Arthropoda, Insecta, Coleoptera, Buprestidae. The transcript is spliced from 4 exons. Bases 74 to 679 code for a protein of 201 amino acids. The record is from RefSeq and is a predicted model, not a curated record.